AUGGCUGCGACACUUCCACUGUACUGGAAUCUAUCCGACCCAACAAAAGAGCAAAGAAUAGAUGCAUCUACAAAGCUGGUCGACGCUCUUCAGCAAUUUCAGCAAACCCACACCAUUCCAGACAUCUCGUUAACAGAGGCAGAAGCUUCAAAUGACGCUUUAGAUGCUCAAAACGCACAAGAUGUUGCGUAUGCGCUACGAAGAUUGAUAAGAGGGCUAGCAAGUCCCCGAGAAAGCAGUCGGCUUGGCUUUGCCGUAGUCUUGACCGAGCUUUUGCACCGGUUGGACACAGUUUCCGCCAAUCAAAUUGUAGAACUCAUCCUUUCCUCUUCGCAAACCACUGGGUCUAUGAAUGGUCAGGAGGAGCGAGAUAUGUUGUUCGCCCGACUUUUUGGACUUACUGCAGUCAUUGAAUCUGGGCUGAUUGCUCGUGAAACUGCGCCUGUCCACGCAAGUGGACCCGCAGCGACAAUACAAGACUAUCAGAGGAUCAUCAACGAACUCGUACAUCUGGGUAGCAAAAAGACUUGGCUUCGAGAAAGCUCCUGGUGGAGUAUUCUCCAAGCAGUAUCAGUCCUCUCGGCUUCAACAGUCUCGUUCAAAUCUCAGGCUCUAGACUGGACGUUUACCGAACUAUUCGUCCUCUUUAAAGGCAAGCACGUAUUAGCUCCCAGCAGUCUACAACAUCUAGCCUUGAUUCUCAAGGACACGGAAAUCGAGGACGAAGAAGGGAAUAAACAGGCCUCGACCGGUGUUUGGAAGCCACAUGCACAUUUUGUUUGGUCAAUUUUACUGGACUACUACUUUUCGGAUGAGUCAAAAAUACAUCCUGGCAUCAGCCCGUUUCAGGAUCUCUUCCGCGUUGUGGUUGAUGAGCAUAUGUUUUCUGCAACCUCCUCUUCUGAGCGAAAAUAUACAGCGUUCCAAGUGGUAGAUGUGGCGCUGAGGAAAGCUCCAACGUCUGUUACGCCACAUCUUUUCACCAAGAACUUCGUUCGAACUUGGAUCAAUCAAUUAGCAAAGAAGGACCGAAAUCUCCACAAGGCCGCUCUCAAAUUGGCGAGUAUCCUUACGCUACCUGCAUACCAAAUCUUAUAUAUCCCAGGCGUCGACGGUUCAACGAGUCGGCCAGACGGUAGUCGUGACUUUGAUCGCUUGACCAACACGAAGACGGUCGAAACAAUUCUGGGCCACAUGCAAGAAUCCCAGAUCCUUGAAUAUGUUGACUUCUUGAAAGCUAUAUUUCAAGGGAGCUCCGAGAGGGAUGAUAAGGCGCUUUUGGAAUCCGACCGCCAAUGGGUGGUUGAUCAAUAUGGCAUGUUGAUACGGAGUACCAUUGUACCCAAGAGCGAUGCAUGGGUCACCUCUAUUUUGGAGUUCCUGAUAAAGAAUGGCUUCUUCUAUUCACGGAAAGCACACAAGAAUAAGGAUGGAGCUGAACUGUCUGAUUCUGCGAGGAAUGCGUGUCGCCUCCAGCUGGGGCAAGCAUUGGCUGAUUUGUCGUCUCAGAGCGUUGCCCAAUACCGGGAGGCCAAGUCGUCCAAGUUCAACGGAAGAUCAGCGAGCGGCGAACUUUGGAAUUUGAUUGCCGUCAAGACAUUCAAAAAUUUGGGCAAGGAUAAGGAUCUACGCCCGGUGUUCGAUAUAGAAGAGAACGCCGUGCGGGCUAGGACGGAGUGUUGGUCGCUUCUGAAAUCCCUAGAACAGAUAAAAGGGCCCAAAGCCAGCCUUGCUCAUGGCGCUACCCUGCUCCUUUCGUGCCUUCUUCUACAAACAUAUGCACCAGUGUCGGAUGACUCAGAAGGGGAUCCUGUCGAAGCUCUUGAAGACUCGGUUGCAAAUGUCACUAAUCUGACCAGGCCGUUUUUGGAGUCGAAAAAGAAGGGUUCCAAAACCAAUGGAGCUACCAACUCAAAGAUGGAAGGGGAUUCGGAAAAACCCAUUGAUCUCAUCGUAGACGAACUGAUUGGGUAUUUGGAGAAACCGGGCUCAUUGAUGCGAACUGCGGCACCGCUGGUCUUCGCUGAUCUCUGUUCUGAGGUCGAGGAUUCUACAUUGGAUCUUAUUCUCAUGCAAUUGGAGCAACGAAAUGUGCUCCCUGAUCAAGACGAAGCUGCGGAGAUGGACACUGAAGACGGAACCGAGCAAGAUGAGGAAGACAACGAGCAAGUGGCCGACGGUUCAGAAGACAGUGCUAGCGACGAUGAGUCGAAUUCCUCUCCUGAGGAAUCUGACACGGAGGAUGCGGACAUGGAAGACGUGGACCCCGAAUUACGACAGAAAAUUGCACAAGCACUUGGAGAACUCGCUGACGACGCCGAAUCGGACUCCUCAGAUGGCUCCUCAGUCACCGCACUGGAUGACGAUCAGAUGAUGCAACUAGACGAGAAGUUGGCAGACGUAUUUCGCUCGCAAUCUCUUGGAAAUAAGGCGAAGAUAGCGGCAGGUCUUCAACGUGAAGCGACACACUUCAAGAUCCGGGUCCUCGAUUUUCUCGAGAUUCUCAUCCGCAAAUACCCCGAAAGUCCCCAAAUUCCUCGUAUGAUCCUUCCACUUAUACGCGUGGUCAUGGGAGCAAGCACGGACGAACAGCAGUUGAUCGAAAAGGCCAAUGCUAUAAUACGAAGACGAAUUGGAGUCCUCCAAACUCUACCGAAGGAUGCAGAGAUAGAGAAGAUAGAGGAGGACCUGGAAGAAGUUCACAAGAUUGCGAGAAAGGCAUCUCAUCAACAGAUCUCCCCAGCGACGUUGACGUUUGCCAACGUCUAUAUGUGCAAGAUUCUGGUCCAUGCUGGUCGCAUAGAGGUGGCUGCGAGAAUCCAUGCGGAGAGUUUGGACGACUUUAUGCAUCGAAAAAGCUCGCAAAUCUACCACACUUUUUUUGCAGAUACAAUUAAGAGAGUCCCAGCUGUAGCGUGGGCCAUACGACGGCCGCUCAUCCAGGCAUCGGCAGACGAACAGUCUGUCAAUCUUUACCGCCAAAUGCAAGCAGUUCAUUGGCUGGAUGCCUUCCUUCCACUCGUUUUGCAAACGGUUGGUGGUGAUGUAGAAGAUGUUUUACCGACAAUGCAAUUGAUUCGCGAAGCAACCUACAAAUCUCUUUUUGCCGCCAUUUCUGGCCAACGUCUGUUGAGCGUAGCUCAAGCGAAAAAUGUUGUCAAGAAUGCGCUACAAGCCAUUCGAAUCACGUCACAAGUUGACGCAUCAUCCACCCCUCGUAUCUGGGAUACAGUUCAAUUUGAGCGGCUCUUUGCGGCGCUUUCAGGCUUUCCCAAGCUCAGCAAGGGAGGGGGGUUGAUGGCACUCAUGCAGCAAAUGGCCCGCAAGCUGGGCGUCGAAAAGGUCGAUCAUCGCGGAAACGCAACUAUCAAGGAGCGAAAGCGCAAGAAAAGAGAGGAGCGAGAACAAGCUCAACAAGGCCCGAGGAAGAAAAAGAAAAAGGAGCAAAAGUAG
Molecule: messenger RNA, 3453 nt
Organism: Serendipita indica DSM 11827
Lineage: Eukaryota; Fungi; Basidiomycota; Agaricomycetes; Sebacinales; Serendipitaceae
Source: the annotation of a GenBank genome assembly